AUGUCUCGCCUGAUCUGUCGCUUGCGACAAUGCUCCCUCUUCCCGCGUCCUGCUUCACCCGUACGUCAAUUUGCACAAUCAAAUUUUCCUCUUCUGGAUUCAAGCACAUUGCUCGAGGAAGAAACGCUUCCGUGGUAUGAACAGUGUCGCUUUUAUCCUGUACAAAUCGGCGAAGUUCUUCACUCCAGGUACCAAGUCAUUGGAAAGUUGGGAUUCGGGGGUUACUCGACGGUUUGGCUUGGCAGGGAUCUCCAACAACAUGUUUACGUCACAUUGAAGGUGUUUGAGCGCCAGUCAACCGAAAGCAGAAGAGAAAUCGAAGUCUAUGAUCGCCUCAGCAAAGCCAAUUCGACCCAUGCAGGCACCAUGUUUGUUCGCACGGCCCUGGAUAAUUUCCAGAUUGGCCCAGCAGAUGCUUACUAUCCAUGCCUUGUCCACAAACCGCUAGGCAUAAGUCUGCGUGACCUUCGAAAUCAAUUUGCAGCUAAAAUACUCCCUGAAAAAAUACUCAAAUUGACUUUGCAUCAUAUCCUACUUGCCCUGGAUUUUCUACACACGGAAGCUGACAUCGUUCACACUGAUAUACAAGAAAAGAAUAUCAUGCUUGGGAUUGACGACGUUUCCAUAUUGUCCGACUUUGAGGAGGAGGAGAAAUCCAAUCCCAGCCCUCGGAAGAUCGCCGGGGAUCGGGUGAUCUAUUCUUCUCGGAACCUUAGAAGAACGAAGCAACAUGGCCGGCCUAUCCUGUGUGAUUUUGGUCAAGCUCGAUUUGGAUCCUCUCGAUAUUCUGGUGACAUUCAACCUUAUAUUUAUCGAGCUCCAGAGGUACUUCUCCAAACGUUUUGGGAUCGAAAAGUCGACAUUUGGAAUGUGGGGGUCGUUACCUGGGAUCUUUUCCACAAAGGGCAUCUAUUCUACGCCAGAGACUCGACGAGGAAGAACUCAGAUUCUCAUCACAUCGCUGAAAUGAUUGCACUUCUUGGUCCGCCACCGAAGGAGAUGAUACAGAGCAGUGAAUAUGCUGCAGAAGUUUUUGACGGUGAAGGCAAUUGGAAGGGAGUGGUUCCGAUUCCUUCAUUAACUUUGGAGCAGCUCGAAGGAAAUUUGCAUGGGACGCAGCAGAAGCCUUUUCUUGAAUUCAUGCGCAAGAUGCUUCAAUGGCGCCCAGAAGAGAGAGCCUCAGCAAAGGACUUAUUGUCGGACCCCUGGUUAAGAUCGCCGUAA
Messenger RNA from Penicillium cinerascens, 1224 nucleotides. RefSeq names its product kinase-like domain-containing protein. Gene Ontology annotation, molecular function: ATP binding; protein kinase activity. The transcript has 5 exons. The record is from RefSeq and is a predicted model, not a curated record. The coding region runs from base 1 to 1224 and encodes 407 amino acids. Lineage: Eukaryota; Fungi; Ascomycota; Eurotiomycetes; Eurotiales; Aspergillaceae. Gene Ontology annotation, biological process: regulation of mRNA processing; protein phosphorylation; spliceosomal complex assembly.